CAAGCUUUCAUCUCUCAACCUCCCCAAAGUCCAAUUCUCAGAGAAAAACAGAGAGAGAAGGUGAAACCCAAAAUGGAUCAUCAUCUUCUUCAACCAUAACACAACCAAAACCUUUUUUCUUGUCAAAAACCACUAAAAUUGAAUUUGAAUGUCUCUAACUCGAAACCUCCUAAUAUACCUUAUUCUAGGGUUAGCUUUUUCCGUUGACCUGAGUCAAACCCUAAAAGUCCCCUUCAGCGUCAACGAUGUUCUCCCUAUGCUCCCUCGUCAAGUCUCCUGGCCCGUUCUCAACAGCUUCCACAGCGCCGUGGAUCUGUUGCCUGUCUUCAUCGGCUCCGUUACUCCGGACAACAACAACAACGCGUCUCUUGAGUGGAAAGGCGCUUGCUUUAAAGGCAACCAGGCUCGUCUCGACAUCACACGUAGCGAUCGAGAUGAACCUGGUCUUGGAGGUGGUCUUCUCCAUCUCAAGACAUCUGAGGCACAUAGCUUGACUUGUAUGGACCUUUAUGUCUUUGCAACACCGUAUAGGAUUACUUGGGAUUAUUAUUUCUCUGCUAGAGAACAUACUUUGAGCUUUGGUUCAUGGGAGGAGACAGCUGAGUUGGAAUAUGUGAAGGAGCAUGGAGUUUCAGUGUUUCUAAUGCCAUCAGGGAUGUUAGGGACGUUGCUUUCUUUGAUUGAUGUGUUGCCUCUUUUCUCUAACACGGGUUGGGGGCAGAAUGCGAAUUUGGCUUUCUUGAGUAAACAUAUGGGUGCUAAGUUUGAGAAACGGCCUCAGCCUUGGCGGUCUGUGAUUAAUCCGGAAGAUGUGCAUUCUGGAGAUUUCUUGGCGGUGUCGAAGAUACGAGGAAGGUGGGGUGGGUUUGAGACGUUGGAGAAAUGGGUGACUGGUGCUUUUGCUGGUCAUACUGCUGUUUGUUUGAAGGAUGAUUUUGGGAGACUUUGGGUUGGUGAAUCUGGUCAUGAGAACGACAAGGGUGAAGAGAUUAUUGUUGUGAUUCCUUGGGAUGAAUGGUGGGAUCUAACAUUGAAGGAUAGUUCAAAUCCACAAGUAGCUUUGCUUCCUUUACAUCCUGAUGUCCGAGCAAAGUUCAAUAAUACUGCUGCGUGGGAAUAUGCACGCAGCAUGUUGGGAAAACCAUAUGGAUAUCACAACAUGAUUUUCAGCUGGAUCGAUACUCUUGCCGAUAACUACCCUCCUCCCCUUGAUGCUCACUUGGUUAUUUCUGUCAUGUCUAUGUGGACUCGUGUACAACCUGCAUAUGCUGCUAAUAUGUGGAACGAGGCACUUAAUAAACGGCUCGGUACUGAGGAUCUUGAUUUGUAUGGGAUUCUUGAAGAAACAGCGAGGCGUGGAAUGUCAUUUGAUGAGUUACUCACCAUCCCUGAACAGGAUGAAUGGGUAUACAGCGACGGGAAAUCAACGACAUGCGUUGCUUUCAUCCUUGCAAUGUACAAAGCCGCUGGUCUGUUUGGCCCUCUAGCUGAUCACAUCCAAGUCACUGAAUUCACUAUCCGAGAUGCGUACACUCUGAGGAUGUUUGAAGAUAAUCAGACGAGGCUACCGAGUUGGUGUAACACAGAGAAAGGGAAGCUUGAGUUCUGUCAGAUACUGGGUGAAUACAGAAUGGAGUUACCUGGUUAUAACACCAUUGACCCUUAUCCAAACAUGAACGAGAAUUGCCCUUCUUUGCCUCCUAAUUAUGAGAGGCCUUCUAAGUGUUAGGAACAAAACUAAUCAACAUGUUGUGUGUUUGUCUACUUUAUGUUUUAUUUAUUAAUUGUUAAGCUUUACCCUUUUAGGGGGGAAACAGAACAUGUCGGAGAAUCAUUGAUGUGAAUAUGUGAUGAUAAUUUAUCAAAUUUAGUGUUGUGC
This is a messenger RNA of Eruca vesicaria subsp. sativa (arugula), 1879 nucleotides long. NCBI's taxonomy places the organism in Eukaryota, Viridiplantae, Streptophyta, Magnoliopsida, Brassicales, Brassicaceae. The record is from the annotation of a GenBank genome assembly.